Molecule: messenger RNA, 1886 nt
Organism: Diaporthe batatas
Lineage: Eukaryota; Fungi; Ascomycota; Sordariomycetes; Diaporthales; Diaporthaceae
Exons: 2
Coding region: 93-1754 (553 amino acids)
Molecular function (GO): FAD binding
Source: RefSeq, a predicted model, not a curated record
CCGACCUCUGUACAUAAGCAAACAGCGUGUGUGCAUCUCUGUUUACCCAACAGCCAAUCUUGACUCAGGACGCAGGUGAAUAGCACGCAGUAAUGGUUCGGGGUGUGCGUAUACCUCGUUUUGUUUCCAGAGUCGUUCUGCCGUGUGUUGUUGCGUCCGUGGCUGUCAUUUCAUUCCUGCAUCCUGUGCCCAACCUGGCCAGCUCCCUCGCCUUCUCUCGUACACUCAAUCCCCAGUCCUCCAGCAACCUUGAUCAAAGUGAUAAACGCAGUCAGCUUGUGCAACACCAUCAAGAGCAUCAGCCGCAUCAGCAGCGCGCACAACCACGACUGGUACAUGCCGACGAACACAACAUGGCGUCACGCGCGAGCCUGAGGGUUCUCAUCAGCGGCGGUGGCAUCGCCGGCAACGCCCUCGCCUUUUGGUUGACCAAACUCGGCCACAAUGUCACCGUGGUGGAAAGGUUUCCCGGCCUGCGAGCCACAGGACUUCAACUCGACCUUCGAGGCGCCGGCAUCGAGGUCAUGAGGCGCAUGGGUCUCGAGCAGGCCUUCCAAGCAAAGCGGGCCCCGGAGGAGGGCAUGCAGGUGGUCGACAGCACUGGGCGCCAGCGGGCGUGGUUCCCAGCAAGCAAGCCCAAGGUUGGGGAGCGCCAGGGCUUCACCACCGAGUUCGAGCUCAUGCGCGGCGACAUCUGCCGCAUCCUCCACCAUGCAGCCGCGGCGAGCACCACCCCGGCCGGCGCCCUCAAGACCAGCGCGCGCUACGUCUUUGGCACCGCGGUCGAGAGCUUUGAGCAGCACGCCGAUGCCGUGGACGUGCGCUUCGAGGACGGCACCACUGCCUCGUUUGACCUGCUGGUCGGCGCCGACGGCCAAUGGUCGCGCACCCGGCGGAUGUUGCUCGCCGCAGGAGGGGCUGGAGGACAUGCAAAGACGAGCAAGGCAUCAUCCUCCGCCGCCGCCGCCGUAGCACCCGAAUCGGAGGGCCUGUACCUGAUACCGGGGCUGUACUUCACCUAUUUCACCAUGAGGAAGCCCAUCGAGGAGGGCGAGGGCUACAUCGCGACGUCAUACAUGGCGCCACAUCGGAGGGGCAUCAUGACGCGGAGGCAUAGCCCGAACGAGCUGCAGGUCAUGCUCUCGUGCCGCAACGACUCGCAGGAGCUCAGGGACAUCCGGCGGGGCGACGUCGAGAAGGAGAAGGAGGCGAUCGCUGGCAUUUUCAAGGACGCCGGGUGGCAGGCCGAGGCCAUACUGAAGGCGAUGAAAGAGGCUCCAGACUUCUACUGCGAGCGCCUGGGCCUGGUCAAGGUGGCCCCCUGGUCGCGUGGCCGCGUUGCCCUGAUAGGAGACGCGGCCCACUGCCCGACCGUGCUCACCGGCAUGGGCACCACGUCCGCCAUGGUCGGUGCUUACGUCCUGGCAGGAGAAAUCAGCCGGCACGUGGGGAAGGUCGGCAAUGGUGAGGGCGACGGCGACAACCACUCCGAUGGUCUCGCAACAGCGCUCGAGUCUUACGAGACGAGGUUCAGGCCCUUUGUGGAUCAGGUGCAGAAGGGAGUCCUGGAGCACUCGGCAGAUAAGUGGAUGAUGGCCGACACCUCCAUGCAGGUCGCCUUUAUGAAUUGGAUGAUGGGUGUUGCCUCGUUCUUUGCCAAGAGGGUUAACAUUGUCGAUGCCUUUGGCAUACGGGAGACGGUCAAGGGAUGGGACCUCCCCAGAUACGAGGGGCUGGAAAAGACUGAAGAGUAAUAAGUGUUGGGCGGGAAUGCAACCAACAUUUGAAUGUAAUUAUCCAUCAGACCAGUGGAAACUCGCCCUUACACAGGUAGUGUAUAUGUACGGCCAUCUCAACUUCCAGUAGUCACAUUCUGUUCAGACGCU